Scylla paramamosain (green mud crab) is the source of this 624-nucleotide messenger RNA. RefSeq names its product involucrin-like. The transcript has 2 exons. The record is from RefSeq and is a predicted model, not a curated record. Bases 1 to 624 code for a protein of 207 amino acids. NCBI's taxonomy places the organism in Eukaryota, Metazoa, Arthropoda, Malacostraca, Decapoda, Portunidae.
AUGCCGAGUCAGCUGAGAGCCUGUGUUGCCUGCAACGCACCUCACUGCUUCACCCUUAGGGAGAACACACGAGAGGAAGAGAGGCAAGCCUCGGGUUCCGAGUCACCUGUGCACACACGAGAGGAAGAGAGGCAAACCUCGGGUUCCGAGUCACCUGUGCACACACGAGAGGAAGAGAGGCAAACCUCGGGUUCCGAGUCACCUCUGCACACACGAGAGGAAGAGAGGCAAACCUCGGGUUCCGAGUCACCUCUGCACACACGAGAGGAAGAGAGGCAAACCUCGGGUUCCGAGUCACCUGUGCACACACGAGAGGAAGAGAGGCAAACCUCGGGUUCCGAGUCACCUCUGCACACACGAGAGGAAGAGAGGCAAACCUCGGGUUCCGAGUCACCUCUGCACACACGAGAGAAAGAGAGGCAAACCUCGGGUUCCGAGUCACCUCUGCACACACGAGAGGAAGAGAGGCAAACCUCGGGUUCCGAGUCACCUCUGCACACACGAGAGGAAGAGAGGCAAACCUCGGGUUCCGAGUCACUUGUGCACACACGAGAGGAAGAGAGGCAAGCCUCGGGUUCCGAGUCACCUCUGCACACACGAGAGGAAGAGAGGCAAGCUGGAUAG